AUGAGCGAAGAGCCACCUGCCACCUCCAGCUGGCUGACCCCUGACCCCACAUCAUGGGCCAGCGGAGGUGGGGGACCGACGGACAACAGCACCGGCCUGGGGAUGUUUCCAGAGGACUCCCUCCCGCCCAGCCAGUUGCCCCUGCUGAUCAACCCCUGGGACAUUGUGCUGUGCACGUCUGGGACUCUGAUCGCCUGUGAGAACGCCCUGGUGGUGCUGGUGAUCUGGCAGAACCCGGCGCUCAGAGCUCCCAUGUUCCUGCUGAUCGGCAGCCUGGCGCUGGCCGACCUACUGGCCGGCCUGGGCCUGGUGCUCCACUUCACCUGUGCCUACUUGCUCCAAUCCGACUCGGCCCAGUUGCUGACCGUGGGCCUGGUGGUGGCCUCCUUCUCCGCCUCCGUCUUCAGCCUGCUGGCCAUCACCAUUGACCGCUACCUGUCGCUGUACUAUGCCCUCACCUACAACUCGGAGCGGACGGCGGCCUUCACCUACACCAUGCUGGUGCUUCUGUGGGGCCUCUCCCUGUGUCUGGGCCUGCUGCCGGUCACGGGGGUCAACUGCCUGGCAGAGGAGGCCACGUGCAGCGUGGUGCGACCUCUCACGAAGAACAACAUCGCCGUGCUGUCCGUCUCCUUCCUGCUGCUCUUCGGCCUCAUGCUGCAACUCUACGUCCAGAUCUGCAAAAUCGUGAUGCGCCACGCUCACCAGAUCGCCCUCCAGCACCACUUCCUGGCUGCCACACCCCACUACGUCACAACGCGGAAGGGCGUGUCCACCUUGGCAAUCAUCCUGGGUACCUUUGCCGCCUGCUGGAUGCCGUUCACGGUCUACUCUCUCAUCGCUGACUACACCUACCCUCCCCUCUACACCUACGCCACGCUGGUGCCUGCCACCUACAACUCCGUCAUCAACCCGGUCAUCUACGCCUUCAGGAACCAGGAGAUCCAGAAGGCGCUGUGGCUGGUGUGCUGCGGCUGUAUUCCUGCCAGCGUGGCCCACCGUGCACGGACCCCCAGUGACGUCUGA
Molecule: messenger RNA, 1026 nt
Organism: Anoplopoma fimbria (sablefish)
Lineage: Eukaryota; Metazoa; Chordata; Actinopteri; Perciformes; Anoplopomatidae
Gene: gpr12
Product: G protein-coupled receptor 12
Exons: 1
Coding region: 1-1026 (341 amino acids)
Biological process (GO): G protein-coupled receptor signaling pathway
Cellular component (GO): membrane
Molecular function (GO): G protein-coupled receptor activity
Source: RefSeq, a predicted model, not a curated record